AAUGAAGGUCUAAACGUCAGAAUGUAAUAACAAUUUGCAAUUUACAUCUCCGGUGAAAAAUAACCGACGGGUCAUCGAUUGAAUUAUUGUAUUUGCUGGAGAAAUAGGAAUAGUUUUACUUCUAUAUUAUUUUAUAAAUCUGCAGAAAACGAGUGAGAAGAUAAGUUUAGCAAGAUGAGCGAUAAUGAUAUUUCUAAAAUGAAGGUGGCUGAUCUCAAGAAGGAAUUAAAAACCCGUGGCCUCAACACACUGGGGAAUAAAAACGAACUGGUAGAAAGGCUUCAGAAUGCAUUAAUUGAUGGCGGCGAUCCCUUGGAAGAUACUGCUAAUUCUGAAGAUCUUCUGGAAGACGACGAAUUGAAUGAUGAUAUUCUAGAAGAGGAAGAAGAGAAACUUCAAGAUGUUACCGUAGAGGAGGAUCGAAUGCUAAAAUCGCCUACUCCUAGUGAAGCAUCCAAGUCUGAAUCACCGGAGCAGCAGAAGGCUCUCGAUCAAUGUAGCAAGGAUCAUGAGCCGGAACAGGGAAAGAAGGAGGAACAGUCGUUGCCGCAUAAGAAAGUAGCUCUCAAACGAAACAUAUCGAUUUCAGUUCCUACCCCCGUUACCACACCGGCUGCAGUGACAUCCGUUGCUGGUGACUCCAAUGAGUCAAAAAAUAAGGAAACUGUUACUAAGAGCUCUGAACAACAAUCAGGAGAACCGGAGAAGAAAAUAAUUAAACUGAGUCAAAUGACCGCCCAAGAAAGACUUGAAAUGCGCGCAAAAAAGUUUGGCGCACAAACUACCGAAUCAUCUGAUUCAAAAUUGCAGGCCCGAGCUGCACGCUUUGGAUUGGGAAGUGCUGGUAGUUCUACUACCUCUACGAACAGUUUGAUUUCUUUGGAUGCACUUAAAAGACGCGCUGAGCGAUUCGGCGGAAGUGUAUCAAACAAGGUAACUAAACUGGAACUGGACGAGAAGUUACAGAAGCGACAGGCAAGAUUUGGUGAAGCAGCAACAGCUUCCAAGCUUACCGCAACUGGCAAAGUAGCCAUAACUGCAACCAGUAGCACAACCACAGAUUACAGUGAGCGAGCUCGACUACGACUGGAACGAUUCAAGAAUGUCGCCUAAGCGUCAAUAUUGUAUUAACUUAAUUCCAGCAAUUAUCACACGUUAGAAGAUUUUAUUUCUUGGAUCCUCGACAUAGUUUAACGUGUUCCAAAUAGUUUUUCAUCCAACUUCGGAGAAUGGGAGUUGUUUCUACUGUAGAUUUCUGAAAUACAUAACUUACAUACGUCAAA
This is a messenger RNA of Malaya genurostris, 1283 nucleotides long. RefSeq names its product SAP domain-containing ribonucleoprotein. Gene Ontology annotation, biological process: poly(A)+ mRNA export from nucleus. Bases 175 to 1113 code for a protein of 312 amino acids. Gene Ontology annotation, cellular component: nucleus. Lineage: Eukaryota; Metazoa; Arthropoda; Insecta; Diptera; Culicidae. The record is from RefSeq and is a predicted model, not a curated record. The transcript has 3 exons.